Messenger RNA from Pungitius pungitius (ninespine stickleback), 1389 nucleotides. RefSeq names its product FKBP prolyl isomerase 6 (gene fkbp6). Lineage: Eukaryota; Metazoa; Chordata; Actinopteri; Perciformes; Gasterosteidae. The record is from RefSeq and is a predicted model, not a curated record. Gene Ontology annotation, cellular component: cytoplasm. Gene Ontology annotation, biological process: spermatogenesis; piRNA processing. Gene Ontology annotation, molecular function: Hsp90 protein binding; peptidyl-prolyl cis-trans isomerase activity. The transcript is spliced from 9 exons. Bases 11 to 997 code for a protein of 328 amino acids.
CGCCGACGGAAUGUCCAAGAACGGGUUUAUUACCAGUAUCCGGCGGUUAAUAAGCCCCGAAGAGCGGCCGGCGAGGAUCACGCCGAGUCCGUUUGAGCAACUCCGUCAGCAGAUGGACGAUGUCCUGGGGGACGGAGGCAUCCUGAAGGAGGUGGUCCAAUCCGGAGAAGGCCCGCCUAUACCUGAAAAUGCUUCCGUAUUGAUCCAUUACUCGGGUUUCCUGGAAUAUUCUCACCGGCCUUUUGAGACCACCACGCACUUCAAGUACCCCCGGAUGAUGAAGUUAGGGAGAGAUGUGACGCUGGCCGGACUGGAGAUGGGUCUGCUGACCAUGCGGAGAGGAGAGUUUGCGCGUUUCCUCUUCCAGCCCCAGUACGCCUACGGGGACAUGGGCUGUCCUCCGCUCAUUCCCCCCGCUGCUGUGAUUCUCUACGAGAUUCAGAUCCUCGACUUCCUCGACUCGGGACAAGUGGACAACUUCAUCGCGAUGAGCCCGGAGGAACAGAACACAGUUGCUCUGGCGACGCUCCUCGAAGUUGUCUGCACACUGCGCAGCUUCGGCAACCGUUGCUUUAACCAAAGCCGCUACGACGACGCCAAAGAUCGUUAUAAACAGGCAACGAUGCUGCUAGGGAACAGGGAAACCCAGAGCGCUGCUGAGAUGGAGACGAUCAAGAUGGCACUGCUUCCGCUCUAUCUGAACCUUUCUCUCACUGAGCUGCGUCUGGACAGACCGCACAAAGCGCUCAAGUAUGGGAACAAAGCCUUGGAGAUCGACUCUGCCAACACAAAGGCUCUGUUCCGCUGUGGCCAGGCGUAUCUGGAGCUCCAUGAGUACGAGAGCGCCCAGGAUUACCUCAUAACUGCUCAAGCAAAGAAGCCCUUUGACAGUGACAUCAACAGCCUACUGAGGAAAGUGGCCAUAUGCUAUAAGGACAGCUUGGACAAACAGAAGGACGUGUACUCAAAGAUGUUCAGAGACUUGAGGGGCGAGUGAAGAUUCAUUGAUGGGUGAGAAGAUGACUAAAAGCCAUUCUCUCCAGUACUGCAAAUUCUGAAAGUUCACCUUUUUUUUGUAUUUAUUUUGUGUGCAUAUGUUGCGAAUUAAUGUUAUAAAGAUACAUUUUUACUUACUUUCUCAAAGAAUUAUUAAAGUUACUAAUUAAACUCAACCGUUCCGUUUGAGGCUUUUCUGGAAUUAGCUUCCUCUUAGAAAACUUAAAUAUGACGGCUGAAGUUAUUGAAUGAAGAGUCCCAGAGGAUAAGUUUUCUAAUGACGCCACCUCUCCUUAGAUUCUCUUUGUAACCACUUUGUGGGGUGGAGUGUUAAAAAACUGCACCGGGUUUGAUCGAUGUUGAUAAUGAUAAACAAAUUAAAUGUCUUUUUGU